AAUCGAUGUCGCUGGUGGUGGUGCCGCCCGAGGUGGCCUGUCUGGACGGCAGCGUCGAGUCCUUCUUCCGCGGCAUCGUAUCGGGCACAGUCUUCGGCAUUCUAUUCGCCAAAGAACUCAACACACCCAAGCGCAAACCUGGCAGCAGCAGCGGCAGUGCCACUCCCACUCAUCAGCAACCGAGUACAGGCGUGUCAUCAUCUCGGCCGCCCUCUUCGGGCAAAAUCCAGCCGCAUUCGUCAGUGUUGCGCGGCGUGCGGUGGAUAAGUCGUCGGAGUCUGCUGACGGGCAAGACCGCCCUGUACUUUGGAUCUUGGUGCUGUAAGUCAUCCACACUCACUGCAGAGAAGACGCAUACACAUUGACAGGCUGCUUCAUUGUCGGAUUUUCUGGGUGUGUCUGAUGGACGAUUGUGUGCGUUGGUUCAGUUGUGACGUCGUUCAUGUCGUGUGCGCUGCGGCGCAUCGGGGUGCCCUAUCCGCUGGACGCCGGCACUGGAGGGGCCGUAGCAGGCGCACUCGUGUAAGGCCGAAUACAGCCACACACACCCUCACACACAGACGAAAGGUCUCCAAGUGGGGUUGUCUGGUGUGCGUGUGUGUGUGUGUGUGCAGUUCGAUAGUUGGUCGUGAGUCGGCCAACUUUUUCGCCACGGCCGUCCUCGGCAGCGCUGCGUUCAGGUGAGAGAAGCGAACCACCACACAAGGCAAACCAACGGCUUGACACCCGUGUCUGUGUCUGUGUGAUGUGUGAACGUGGUGAGCAGCAUAGUGGUGCACGGCGUCGACACGGACAAGAAGUCCACCAACUUGUGGAGAGAUCCAGCAUGACAACAGACAAGACCGCCGGCCGUCUGCUGAUGUCGGUGGGGGGCACUUACAGAAUGCGGCGUGGUUCGACGAUGGACUCGAGAUGCGUGCAGAGAGAUCGAUCCAUCGACAGGCAGACAGACAGGAUGUGUGUGUACAGUAUCGUCGGUAGGGACACGGAUGCGUUGACACGUGAGUGACAUUCGCAUGGCCAUUCUGUGUACUUGCACGCUCGGUUCAAGGAUGGUGCAUUUCCA
Messenger RNA from Vitrella brassicaformis, 1066 nucleotides. The record is from the annotation of a GenBank genome assembly. Lineage: Eukaryota; Vitrellaceae.